Condylostylus longicornis is the source of this 1146-nucleotide messenger RNA. RefSeq lists its product as uncharacterized. Lineage: Eukaryota; Metazoa; Arthropoda; Insecta; Diptera; Dolichopodidae. Bases 57 to 995 code for a protein of 312 amino acids. The transcript is spliced from 2 exons. The record is from RefSeq and is a predicted model, not a curated record.
UUUAGCUAUCAUCACAUCUGGAAAUAAAAAAUAUAGGCGUUCUCUAGUUAAUAAAUAUGAAAUUUCUGAUUUUAAUCACGUCCUAUUACAUUUCAAUAACAUUAGCUGAUGUAUCACAUUUAGUCAACAGUAAUGGUUAUAAUUAUGAUAGACCACAAGCAAUUUUUCCACCACAACAAGAUAGUGUAAUAAUCGAACCGCCACCACUGCCUGAAACUCAAUAUUUGCCACCACGUCCACAACCAAUUCCAAUACCAAUCCCACCACCACCACCACCUUCACCACAACCUUUACCUGUAUAUGUUUCUUCAACACCAGCACCAAUAUUUUAUAAUAUACCAUCGGCUCCGGCUCCAGCUCCACUUCCAGCACCAGUGGAACCAACUUAUACUGCUCCAAUUCAAGCACCAGAAUAUUUACCGCCACCAUUACCAUCUCCACAAGUUUCAAUUCAACAACCAAUUCGUAUAUCACAACCAGUCCAACCAAUUCAACCAAUUCAAAUACCAGAACCAGUUCGACCAAUUCAUAUACCAGAACCAGUUCAAAUACCAGAACCAGUUCGACCGAUUCAAAUACCAGAACCAAUUCAAACAAUUCCAGCACCACAGCCAAUUCCAGUACCACAACCUAUUCCUGUUAUAAGGCAACAAACUCAAGCAAUACCAUUACCAAGGCCUAGACCAAUAGAACCAGCUGUUAUUCCAAGAUAUAAUAUACCUAGACCUGUACAAGAAUAUUUGCCACCACCUCAAGUACCAGUACAAACAGUCAUAUCACAACCUUCUCCAAUUAUAUUUAGACAACAACCAGUGCCAUUUUCAUUAGCACCAAUUCCUGUUACACCAGCACCUCAUGUAAUUUUACCAAAUCCACCACAACCUGUGAUUCAAAAUUAUGUUCCUCCAGUACAAACACAAACAAUUGUAACACAAUCCCAAUCAUCAGGAUAUAAUUAUGAUGCUCCCAAUACACCAUUCUUUGCUAAGAAAUAACGUGAUAUUAAUUAGAGAAAUUACAUUUUUUUUUUAAUUAUUUUUGAAUCAUUAUUAUUUAAUUUUUCCAAAUUAAUCUAAAAGAAAAGUAAAUAAUUAUGCAACUAUAAUAAAUGCAUUUUUUAAUAAAAUUUUAUUUUAAUAAAAACUG